Paramacrobiotus metropolitanus is the source of this 543-nucleotide messenger RNA. RefSeq names its product 40S ribosomal protein S20-like. The coding region runs from base 130 to 510 and encodes 126 amino acids. Gene Ontology annotation, molecular function: structural constituent of ribosome. Lineage: Eukaryota; Metazoa; Tardigrada; Eutardigrada; Parachela; Macrobiotidae. Gene Ontology annotation, biological process: translation. Gene Ontology annotation, cellular component: ribosome; cytosolic small ribosomal subunit. The transcript is spliced from 3 exons. The record is from RefSeq and is a predicted model, not a curated record.
GUUAGUUUGCUUCUUGGAUCUUGGAUCGUGGUAUAUGUGGAAAUGAGAAAUCCAUUUUAGUUGGGUCGUUGAAUAUUUUCUGGACUUUCUUGUUUUCCCCCAAGAACUUGAGAUACCACUUUUAAUACAAUGGCAGCGACUCAGACCCAGGUUUACGAUGAUACCAAGGAGGGGAAGGAACAUACCGAGCACGCGGAUGUUAGGAAGAUCCGAAUCACUCUUACCUCUACGGAUGUAGCCGCGCUCGAGAAAGUAUGCACGGAAUUCAUUCAGAAAUCGAAGGAGAAGCGCGUACGAACCAAGGGCCCAGUCCGCAUCCCGACGAAAAUUCUCCGCAUCACAACCCGGAAAACACCGUGCGGUGAAGGAUCCAAGACAUGGGAUCGCUUCCAGAUGCGCAUACAUAAGCGAGUAAUCGAUCUGUUUAGCGUCCCUGAAACUGUUAAACAAAUCACUUCCUUUUCUAUUGAGGCUGGUGUAGAAGUGGAGGUGUCGAUCGAAGGAAAGUAGAGUAUGAGCACUAAAUAAAUUUUCAGAAGCCGU